This is a messenger RNA of Mizuhopecten yessoensis (Yesso scallop), 6508 nucleotides long. Its product is annotated as probable E3 ubiquitin ligase complex SCF subunit sconB. Lineage: Eukaryota; Metazoa; Mollusca; Bivalvia; Pectinida; Pectinidae. Bases 666 to 3284 code for a protein of 872 amino acids. The record is from RefSeq and is a predicted model, not a curated record. The transcript is spliced from 17 exons. Gene Ontology annotation, molecular function: protein binding.
AUAAACGUAAAAUUGAUAUUCAUAAUUAGUAAUUAUAUUUAACAGCAAUGAGGGUGUUCUAAUUUGUCUGAAAGUGUUUUCAUUGUCAACAUCUGGUUUUAGAUCCUUAUAACUAUAACAUCUGAUCAUGAAACAAUGGAGGAUUUAAAUCUUUAAAGUACAUAUUUUUUAAUCAAUGUGUUUAAAUAACUUACUAGUGUGUAGGUUUGUAUGUAGGUAUGCUACUGGUCUUAAAGUUUCGUCUUGAGGAAAGAUUAUAUUAUCAAACAUGAAAAUCUAUUACCAAGUGAAUUUUCUUUUCAAAAAAUGAGAUUAUUAGAUAGCUGGAGUUAGAUCGCAAACAAACUGGAUUUUAAUCAGCGUGACACUUCCCUAAGGGAGACCGAGAGAUAUGGGAUAUAUGUAUAACAGACACGUACUUCAUUACAGGGAUCGGACGGUAACGGAUUCGGACUUAAUUGAAAUGAGCUAUAGUCGUGAAAGUGUACCUGUGCCGUGUUGCCAAGCUUGUGUUCACCUGUCGAUUUUGCUGCAGUUGGAGACCGGUGUUCGGUGUAUACGCUUGAUACACAAGAAUGCUCUUUUAAACGUGGGUAUUUAAACCGUAAAAUGACCAACAGCUAUUCAAAGUGUGCUAUUCAUGAUACUUUCGGAAGGAGGGAAUUAUGAACGCCGUCGCAGAAAGACCGCCAAUAGUUGCAGCGGCUGGGAGGAAGGGGCACCUGUCACCACAGAGGGACGGGAAGACAGGGAGGCGGAGGCCCGAGGGUGAGGAAGAUGACCGGCGACUGUUGGACUGGAGGGGGCACGGUGGGAGGCACCCUACCCAAAGCAGUGUGGAGUUUGAUAGGCAGUUAGACAAAGUCUCAAUGUGGAUGGAAAAUUGGAGUCACUCACAGCGAUGUCAGCUGAUGGAGAACCUCCUGAGGCGGAGCGGUCAUAACCAGUUCCAGUUCCUGUAUACCGUGAUGCAGCCUAACGUCCACCGUGAUUUUAUCUACAACGCCAAAAGUCACUUCCCGGGAAUGGACUUCAAGUCUGUUAGUACACCUGCCAUGAGAGAAGCUCAGAAAAGGGACAGGGAGAAACAAAAUGAGAAGCGGAGGAGACUGAAACUGUAUCGCCAGGACAAUUAUUUCCGUGAGAAGAGUGCUCACCUGAAGGACGACUCGCAGGUGUCCUACCUGGCUGAGGAACAUAAUGAGAUGGGACUGAAGCUACCCCAGAUCCCUAGUGGGGUCAAAACCAACACUGACAAAGGAACAGACCUGAGUGUGAUCAACUUUAAAUCUAAACAUAAAAAGAAGGGAGCAAGCUUUCCUAAAAUCAUUACAUCUAACACCUUACCGAAAAAUCACAAAAACAAACUAAAACCAGCUGUCUCCGUGAUUAACUCUGAGGAUAUGUCGGCUGUCAACUCGAGUGCUCCUGUACUAAGGUUCAUUGACAUGCCGAUCCGUCGUCACAUUCAGGAUGAGGGAAACAUGCGCUACCUGGGGUCAUCCCUUAGCUCCCUGCCUGUAUCUACCCGUUACACCCUAGAAUCCUCUGUCAGCUUCAUUUAUGAUGAUCAAAAUCAGCCUCAGAAAAAGAAAACGAAGAAUUUGCUGGACGAGGAGGCGUGGUCUGUUAUCCACUGGUACUUGGAUGAGUGGUCAGAUGUAAGGAGGAAUGAAUUUCUUCACAAAUUUCUCCUCAAGCUUGAUCCCCGACAACACUAUUUUAUAUCCAGCUUUUUAUCGAUGCGACAGUAUCGGGAUUUCCUUACUAUGCUCCCAGAGCAUAUAUCACUGAAGAUAUUGGACUACAUGACACCUGAAAAAAUACUCAAGUGCAGUUUGGUGAGUAAGGCAUGGUAUGCCCUGGCUAACUCUAAUAAGCUAUGGGGAUGGAAGUGUGAGGAGGUCCAACUCCUGGUGCCUAUCCCUACGAACCCAUGCUGGAAACACAUCUAUAGGGACAACAUGCAUCUCAAGAUGAACUGGAACAGUGGCAACUGUCGUACACUUGACCUGAAGGGACAUUCUGACAUAGUGGAGGCGGUGACCUUCAACCAUCGGUUAUUUGCAAGUGGUAGUCAGGACAAGACCAUCCGGAUCUGGGACAUCAAGACUGGACGUCCCCUUCAGGUCCUUAAGGGCCACGAAAAGGGAGUAUGGUGCCUUAACUUCUUCACAGAGACCCUACUGGUCAGCGGGUCUUAUGAUGGGACCAUCAAGGUAUGGAACCUUCGGACAGGGAGUACUGUCCGAACGAUGCUUGCCCAUGACGGUCCAGUGUGGGCAAUGGUCCGACACAACAAUAUCCUAGUGACUGCCUCUCAGGACAAAACUGCCAAGAUCUGGAACAUAUCCCGAUGUUACCUAAUACACAACCUGUAUGGCCACACUGAGGCGGUGUUUGCUGUCGACUUGAGUGAAGAUGGCACACUCACCAUAACAGGCUCGGCUGACCGGACGCUGCGUAUCUGGGACACAGCAACAGGUGUACAGAAAAAGUUGAUCUGGGUGAGCCAGAGUACCUCCAUCAUGGCGGUCAGCUACAGUAAGGGUUACGUGGCCUGCAGUUACGGAGAGACAAUAUGUCUAUACAGACUUGAGCGGCCAAAACUAAUUAAGACCUAUGAGGAGCACGAAAAAAGGAUAGAGACACUUGAGCUGCAGAUGAAGGACACAAAGGAAGUGACCGGUACCAUAAUCAGUGCUGGUCAAGACGGGAUGGUCAAAUAUUGGGAUGUACAGAAAAACACAAGUAUUCGUACCUUCAAAGGCCAUGUCGGAUCUGUAAAGAGCAUUCGCUUUGAUGAGCUAAGAAUAGCGACAGGUGCUAAGGACAAAAUCAGAAUAUGGGAUUUCACUUACCAGGAAAAGAUAGACACAAAGAAAAGGAAUGUUGAUGAUGAAAGUUUGAUCUCAAAAUCUCCCUCCAAAGAUGUUCACGGAGCUUCUGCAGGUUCUAAUCAGGGGAAGGAGUUUCCUGGAACUCCAUCUAAACCACUCAAAAUAAAGGUUCUUCAUGGGACCCCUGCAAACUCUCAAAGAGAAAAAGAAGUUAAAUCAUCCAGUUCACCUAGAGGAAAAGACGUUCUAAGACCUAGUGGGAAAUCUAAAGGAGCUAAAGAAACGCCUGAAUCGCCGACCAGGACACUUCAGGUCAAAGAUGGGAAGGAUAUUCACAGAACUAGUGGAGAUCCUGAAGAAUCUAAAGAAACGACUGAAGCACCGACAACAAUACUGCGGGUCAGAGAAAUUCUUCCAGAAGUUAUAGUGACAGAAAGUAGAUGAUGUGGCUCCCUCUACCCAUAUUAGUGGGAGAUAACUCUAUUUUCACAUUUUAUUUUGUACACACUGGAUUUCUUUUCAGUGACAUUCAGUUCAUCACAAUACACGUGGUGUCAACUUCGAUCUUGAAAAUAUGAUAUUUCAUUUUCAUCAUAACGAGGGACAAAACCAACCAAUUAUCUUUGAGAAUGUUUUUUAUUAUUAUUUUCUGGUGCAUUGAACAUAGAGUGUGCAUGUAUUUAAGCCAGUUUUGUAUAAAGUAUCACUAGUCACUUAAUGCUAAACUAAAGAGUUCCAUAAUAAAUAAGACAAGUAUUUUUACUGUUUAUUGUCCAGAUAGAGAAGGCUAUUUAAAACAGGAUUAUACGUCUAGUUUCCUCUCAGGACCGUUCAACUGACACAACAGUGAACAUCUAGAUGAGGAGAAUGGUGCAGUCUUCAUGCUGUCAAAUGAAAUACCUUGUAUGAAGGAUUAGUUCCAAUACUAAAUGUUUGGAACAUUUAUAGAUUUUAUCUGAUACUGUAAAUGGUUUAUUGUAAACAUGCUUAGCCUUUUCUGUGCUUAAAUUAUCAGUCAUGUUUAGGCAGAUAGGUGAUCAUGAGAUGUCAAAAUGCAUAACUCAGUCUUAUUAUCCCCAAAGGAGAUUAGUUUCCUUUAAAUGUUGUGCCUGAUAUUUCAUUAUCAUCUCACUCCAUUUGCUGAUUUAAUAAUGUAUGUUACAUGUUUUGAAGUAUUUCAAUGCUAAACAACAACAUAUAAUGUUGGCAGAGUGAUGGCAUUGGUCAUGUAUUGGAGAAACUGUAUGUUGUAUUAUACAAAGCGAUCUGUGAUAUUUACAUGACUUAAUAUAUGAGGACUGUCUUUAAAAUCCAAGAUUUUUUUUCUUAGAAAGAAACCCAUGUUUUCCACAUAAGCAUAUUAUGACAGUAACUGUUCAUUAAAAAGUAUUUUCAAAUUUCAAGGAAAUAUUUCAUAAAAGUUUGUGUUCAUUCUGUUGAAUUUUGCUGUAUAUGUCUUCCUGUAAAAAUGUGUCCCCUGAACUAUAUUUGUGAUACUCUAAGUUCUCUAACAUUUGGUGAAUAUUUAUUUUCAUGAUUGUAAGAUACGAUAUAUUAAAUCAUUAAUUCUUCUGUUUAAUGUCUAUAUCUGGCAAGAGGUUUGUGAUUUAUAAUUGAGGGAGAUCCCAUCAGUAUUACAGUCUGUCUUUCAAAAUGUUUGUAUUAAUGAAGUAUAUGAUAGAAAAAACAAAUGUUCAUCAGCUAGAUAAAUGGUAACUGAUACAGUUAUCAAAACACAAUAGUUUACCUAUUGAAGUUAAGAGCACAUGCUACCCUAAUUUGACAUGCAUUGUCCUUUCCGAAAGAUUUACCCUAAGAAACCAGUACAAUAUCUUUUAUGAAUGGCUAUGUGGUCUGAAUUAAUGGACAAUCCAUUAGAACGGCACGUCGGGAUACAACCAUGGAUACUGUAUUUGUAAUUCUGUAUCAGAUACAGACCAAUAGAAAUUUAAAAACAAAAUAAGAAAGUUAACUCUUAAUUGCAGUUUUGACAUGAGAGUAACCUGUUUCCUUAAGUUAGCAUGUUAGAUAAUCAGGUGAUAUGAAGUUGACUGUAAUAAAUAGAUUCACUUGACCUAAUGCCACAUAUUACUACAUGUUUUUUCAUUAUGAAAGUGCUAAAUUGAUUGUUAGAAGAAGUAGUAAAAGGGCUAUGAUCAGGUAGGCAGUUUAUAACUGACUCAGGCCUUCAUACUGUAUACUGCUGUUACAGACCUGGUAAUACUAUACUACAAAAUCAAUAGUUUACCACCUCUUAGACCUUUUGUAAUAGCAUCCAUUUCAUGUUUUCUAGGGUAUACAAAGCAACAAAUAUUACCCAAACUAAACAAAAGGCCCAGAGGUCCUGCAGUGCUCACCUACACUGUUAUCUAUAUGCAAGUUAAGCAUACUUUGUUUGCAAACUGGGUGAGCAUAACCGCUGAACAAGUUUUAUGAUCACUUAGUUACAUGUUGGUCAAGCUUGUUUCUUUUUAUGUCACCAUAACAGCUAUAUUACUCACAGCAACAAAAUGUCGAAGUUUGAUCUUGAAUGCCUAUCUUUUAGUAAGCUGUUGAAGUAUAAUUAACAUAUUUGGCCCUGGUGACUGUGAGAGUAUGCCAAGGUACUCCAAGUCCAUCCAAGGUAACCACUACUUUGAUAUUAUGCCUUAUGUCACUCAACACUAUUUCAAAAGCAUUUUUGCACAUUAUAGCCCAUGUUGAUCUUUGACCCUAGCGAUUAAUUAAAGUUGACAUUUGACCCUAGCCAGUAAUUAAAGUUGACCUUUGACCCUAGCCAGUAAUUAAAGUUGACCUUUGACCUGACACAACAUUUCAUGCCAUCCCUGCACCAUACCAUAAGCUCAGAGACACUUGUUGCAAGGUGAGCUAAAAGCGAGUUGAGUAGGAUAUGUAUUUGACCUCAAUAAAUCACAAUCAUCAAUGAAGAUGUAAUUAUAUGACAUAGCUGUUUUUGUGUCACAAAUACCGACUUUUCCAAACAUAAAAUACAAUAACACGUACAAGAUUUUACUGAUGUUUAAUUCUAAGUAAAUGGUAAUGUAUUAUCAGCUUCAGAUGUCAAAAUGCAAUCCACAAUACAUUUUAGAUAAUUUGUAUACUCUUGAAUAGAUUAAUUGCUGAAAGUUGUUGUGCUUUGAUUUCCUAUGUAAUAUUGACUGAAGUAUUGGUCUCUUUAUCACCUAUCAUAAUAUUGAUUUUGUAACAAUUGAAUAAAAAAUCAUGAAAAACCUGCAUCAAACAAUUUUUCCAUGCAAAAAAGGAAGGACCUGAAAAUAAGCCAUUGAUGCCAGCAGGACUGCCAUGGAGAUAAGCCUGGGAUUCCAUAUGGAAAAUGAAAUAGGACACAACUGAUAGAGAUCUUUGGGUAAUUGGGUAUUUUGUAUUAGCAGUCAGUUUGCCAGACCUAGGCAUUCAUUGUAAUGUUCCUAGAUCUCUUUGAGCAGCAUUAUAUAGAAAGGAUCUUGCCAAUGUCUUUCACGUUUUACGGAAUAUAUAUAUAACAUUAGUUGUUACACUGUACACAUAGUAUUUAUAUUUAGUAUUUAUUGCACAUUUAUUUGUUUAUAUCGGAUGUUAUGUCUCAUCAUGUUUCUGGUUCUCAAACAAUAAAUUAUCAUGAUAUGCAUAUGGCAUGCUUUUGUACUUUUUACACCCAUUAAAUGGAU